Messenger RNA from Penicillium canescens, 348 nucleotides. RefSeq lists its product as uncharacterized. Lineage: Eukaryota; Fungi; Ascomycota; Eurotiomycetes; Eurotiales; Aspergillaceae. The record is from RefSeq and is a predicted model, not a curated record. The transcript has a single exon. Gene Ontology annotation, molecular function: heme binding; iron ion binding; oxidoreductase activity, acting on paired donors, with incorporation or reduction of molecular oxygen. Bases 1 to 348 code for a protein of 115 amino acids.
AUGCUCCCUCCUAUGAUCUUCGGACUUCCUCGCCGGACGCCUGCCCAGGGAGCUCCAAUUCUCAAUGAUUAUAUUGCUGGUGACACUUCUGUCAGCAUGUCAGCUUACGUUGUUCAUCACCAAGAGUCUAUCUUCCGUGACCACGACACCUACAAGCCGGAGCGAUGGCUGGGGGAUGAAGGCAAAGCAUUGCAGCCUUUCCUUUUUUUCGUUCCGUUCAGUACUGGAGCGAGUGGAUGUAUCGGUCGCAAUAUUAGCUACCUUGCGCAGACUGUCCUGCUUGCUUCUCUAGUCCAUCGAUUUGAGAUUGCUUUGCCAUCACCACAUUGGGAUCCUUCCAUCCGUUGA